CCAUUUCCUCCAUUUUUCAAACCUUUAAAAGCAAAUAAAACUCAGAAGGAAAAAGGAAAAAAGAAGGGGGAGAGAACUCAAACCCUCUCCCUUCGAAAAAUGCCCUUUCCCUCCCUUUCCCAAUUUAAACAACUCCUAACCAACUGCAAGAACCUACAGACUCUCUCCAAAAUCCAAACCCACGUCAUCAUCAAUGGCCUCAUCAGCCACCCCCCUCUCACAAUGCAAACCCUAAACCUCUACCUCUCCUUCAACCUCCCUAACCUCGCACUCUCCCUUUACAACUCACUCUCAAAACCCACAUUGUCAUUACAAAAUCUCAUACUCCGUUCCCUCUCCGAUCACGGGUACUACUCCCAUCUCCUUCAUUUUUACCACAACCUGCAAUAUUCGGGCUCUCACUGCUCAGAUAACUUCACAUUCCCCUUUGUAAUCAAGGCUUGCGCGGCCUUGUUAGCUCUCAGGACCGGGAAAGAGGUGCACUGUUCGGUUUUGAGGACCGGGUACGUGCACAAUCUGGUAAUGCAAACAACUCUUGUUGACAUGUAUGCGAAAAUGGGCUUGAUGGUUUGCGCUAGAACAGUGUUCGAUGAAAUUCUUGAGAGAGAUUUGAUUUCGUGGAAUGCGUUAAUUGCUGGGUAUUCAUUGAAUGGUAUGGGCUUAGAAGCCAUUAACGCAUUGCGAUCAAUGCAAGUGGAGGGUAAUUUAAGGCCCAAUUCGAGCACUUUUGUUAGUGUUCUUGGUUUGGGAGGGGAGAGGUUUGGGAAACAGAUACAUGGGUUUUGUCUAAAAUUGGGUUUUGUAAAGGAUUGUACUGUGGUGUCUGCUCUCAUCACAAUGUAUGCUGAUGUUGACUUGGGAGCUUCCAGAGUGUUAUUUGAUGAGGUUGAUUCGAAGGACUUGGUUUCUUGGAACACGAUGAUUUCUGCAUAUUCCCAUAAUGGCGAGGCCAAUGAGGCAUUUGAUAUCUUUAGCCUCAUGCAUAGCGAAGGAUGGAGGCCUAAUUUGGUUACUAUGAUAUCGGUUAUUCAAUCUUGCGGUGAUCUUUCCAGCAUUCAUCAUGGUGAGAUAAUACAUGCUCUUACGGUUAAACUUGGGCUUGCAGAUCUAAUAUCUGUGGCGACUUCGCUUGUAUCAAUGUAUGCUAAGCUUGGAGAAUUGGGUGCAGCUCAGAUUUUAUAUCAUGAAACACCUCAGAAAAGCCUUCUACUCUGCAAUUCAAUGAUCUCUGCCUAUAUUUUGAACGGGCUUCCAGAUAACAGUUUAGCCACAUUUCGUGAUUUGCAAGUCAACAAUCUAAUUCCUGAUUCAAUCAGCAUCAUUAGUGCAAUUUCUGGAUGUUCAAUGAGUAAAGAUUUGAAACUAGGGAAGUCUGUUCAUGCUUAUAGCCUUAGAAGAGGAUUUGAUUUGAACAUCAAUGUGAUGAAUGCGCUUCUGGCUCUCUAUUCCGAUUGCAAUCAGUUUUCUGAUAUAUGUAAGUUGUUUCAUAGAUUGAGAGCGAGAAAUGUGGUCUCUUGGAAUACUUUGAUAUCAGUGUGGGCUAGGAUUGGAGAUGCAAAGGCUUCAGUAGCUUCAUUUUGCCAAAUGCAAGAGGAAGAAACAAAUUUUGAUUUGAUCACAAUUAUCAACAUUCUACCUAGUUUUUAUCAGCACCAAGACCUCUACACUGGGAUAUUGUUCCAUUCUCUUGCGAUCAAAACUGGGUUUGAAUCCGAUGUUUCUCUCAAGAAUGCUCUUAUAAGUAUGUACACAAAUUUUGGUUUUAUUGAGGAUGCUCACCUUCUCUUUGAGAGCUUAUGCUUCAGAAGGACUGUAGUCUCGUGGAAUGCUUUGAUGACAGGUUAUCGAAACUUUAGCUUAUUUGACGAAGUAAUGUCCCUUUUCAAUCAAAUGAAGAGAGAAGCUCAAAAGCCAAACUCUAUAACAUUGCUCAAUCUCUUGCCUAGUUGUGAAACUAAGUUACAGGGGAAGUCGACUCAUGCCUUUGCCAUAAAAAAUUUCCUCGAAUUAGAUAAUUCACUUUGUACGUCUACAAUGUGUAUGUAUGCUAGGUUCGAGGAUUUGAACUCUUGCUGCUCAGUAUUCAAGACGAUGGAUAAAGGAAACAUUGUUUCUUGGAACACCAUGAUGUCUGUGUAUGUGCAAAGCAUGAAUGUAGGAAGAGCGAUAACCGCUUUCAAAGAAAUGCUUGAAAUGAGAAUAGAGCCUGAUUCUGUCACAAUGUUAACCCUAGCCUCUGCUUGUUCUAAUCUGAGCAGUCUAGCUCUAUCCCAUUCAUUGACAGGUUUUGCUAUUCGCAAGGGAUUCAAUAAGAGCACUGCAGUCGUCAAUGUUCUCAUCGACAUGAAUGCUCGAUCAGGAAGUUCAUCAUUUGCAAGAGAGAUAUUCGAUCAGUUGGAAUUGAAGGAUUCCAUCAGUUGGAGUGUCAUGAUAAAUGCUUAUGGGAUUAAUGGCGAUGGAGGAGGAGCACUUCGUUUAUUCUACACAAUGCAAGAGACUGGAAUAAAGCCUGAUGAUAUUACAUUUGUAAGCAUUCUUUCAGCCUGUGGUCACUCAGGAUUAGUCGAUGAAGGGCGGAAUAUAUUUGAAUCGAUGGCGAAAGUUUAUGGAAUUCAACCGAAAAUGAAGCAUGUUGCUUGCAUAGUCGAUCUUUUAGGACGAUCUGGGCACUUGGAGGAAGCUUAUGAGACUGUCAAGAAACUGGCGAAUUAUGAUGCCAAGUCCUGUGAAGAAAUGCUUGAAUCUUUGCUUGGGGCUUGCAGGAGCUAUGGUGAUGUGAGAAUAGGCGAAGAAAUUGGGAAGCUGUUGUCGGAGAUGAAUCAUUCAACUGCUCGUUCCCAGGUGAUGCUAUCGAAUAUCUAUUCGACGGUCAAGAGAUGGAGAAAAUCAGGGAGAUUGAGGCGUGAGAUGGGAGCAAAAAGGUUGAAAAAAGACCCGGGAUUUAGCCUUGUUGAAGUGAGUUAAAAAGGCCUUGAAGCCCUUGUAAAUUUGUUGUACAUUUAAAACAGUACUGGAUUAAAGGCUAAUAUAAGCUAUAGCUUCGUGGUAUGAUAGCAUGUAAGAACCAAAA
This is a messenger RNA of Asparagus officinalis (garden asparagus), 3070 nucleotides long. Its product is annotated as pentatricopeptide repeat-containing protein At5g27110-like. Bases 100 to 2964 code for a protein of 954 amino acids. Gene Ontology annotation, biological process: RNA modification. The record is from RefSeq and is a predicted model, not a curated record. Gene Ontology annotation, molecular function: protein binding; RNA binding. Lineage: Eukaryota; Viridiplantae; Streptophyta; Magnoliopsida; Asparagales; Asparagaceae. The transcript has a single exon.